AUGUCUGCCGCUACAAAGAAGCCCCCGGCUGGAGGUGUUGGCCGAGUAUCACACGCCGACUCUUCUUCUUCCUCCUCAAGUCCUUCUGUCUCGCGUCCCACCUCCAGAUCGACUACCCCCACCAGUAAUGGCCAUAACCGCACUCGAUCGCUACGAACAACCGCACCUGUGUCGGCUCGUGCCGCCAUUGCCCGAAGGGAUACGCUCAGUGCAGCUGACUCGGAUGCUCGAUCCGAGGCUGCUGCUGCCGUCGAGGAUCUCCAGAAGCGUCUGGAAAAUGAAGAGAAGAUUUCCCUCCAGUAUAAGCGCCAGGCUGAGGUUCUCCAGUCUAAACUGGACGAGGCGGUCAAGGAGUCCGCGAAACUAGAGGAGAAAGCGCACGAAUACGAAGAGCAGAUCGAGAUUUUGAAUAACGAGAAGCGAGAGGGAACUCGUCAGAUGCGUGAGAUGGAAUCUAUUUACGAGGCGGAACGCAGUUCUAUUCUUAAGGAGAAAGAGGAGAUGGCGAACCGAGAAGAGGAGAUGCAGGCCAUGAUCCAACGACUCAAGGACAGUCUCGCCCAGCGAAACAACUUCGUUGAAGAGAGUCGCCCUUCAAGACAGCAUUCCGGCUGUUCAUCGCCGUCUGUCGAAAACGGCAGCUUUGCCCCUCCAUCCUCCAUACAGCGCAGCGACUCACGGAAUAGCUCAAAACUUAUCCUCCAGAAAGACAAGCUUAUUGAAUCGCUACGGCUCGAACUCGCUGAGGCUCAGAUCAAACUAGUCGAGACGGAGAACCAGGGUGGCGGUCGAGUGCAUGAAGUCGAGCGACUUCUCAUGGAAGCUCGCAUGGCCAACGCCCGGCUUAUGGAGGACAACGAGAGUUACCAGCUGCUUCUACAGGAGCGAACCCUCAAGGGCGACUUUGGACAGAACGACUUCAGUUACAUGGGCAGCAACUCCAACCAGGAUGCUCUGGCUGCCCUAGAGGGCAAGGCAGGAGGCUCUAGUCUCGCUGAUGAGUUGUCUGAAGCCACUGAAGGGGAGUCCGUCUCCGUCUCCGAUGCCGACCGUCGCAUCGAGGCUGAGGUCAAGUCCAUGAAGGAGCAGAACAAGGCGCUCACGCUAUAUAUUAACAAGAUUAUUGAACGUCUUCUUCAGCACCAAGACUUCGAGUCGAUCCUCGAUACGUCGAGCGAUUUGAAAAGCCUCCCAGACACCAACAAGGACCUCCCCCCCGCGCCUGUCGACAAGCAACAGCAGCCUCCUGGGACAAUUCUCCAGCGAGCAAAGUCCAUGGCUGUCGGCCCUACCAAACCGAGGCCUCGGCCCAUAUCAGUCAUGCAACCCUCUACAACCUCAGAUCAUACCGACCCAGACAAAGCACCUAGUAUUCCCAUCGGCUUAUCAAGAUCGACAAGCACAAGACGGUCUCCACGGCCACAGAGCGACCAAUAUACUGGGGCUGCCAGCCUGGUCAGCCAGAUGUACCGGGGGCCAGACGGCCCCGUCUCUCCACCGCUUGGGACUCCACGCCACUCCCAAACCUUCUUCUCGCCGCCCAACAACUCGGGCAACCCUAACGCGGCCGCCCGGGUGCCUAGCGGAGCCUCGGUGGCCACCUCCGGCAACUUUCCUGGGAUGCGGAGCGAGACCUCCAGCUUGAGCGGGGAUUCUGGCGAGAUGUCCAUGUCCACGCCGCCGUCGCAGUCACCACCCCGAUCUCACACUGAUAGGCACACGACGUCGUUCGCGGGAGGCAAGCCGAGGCCGCUUCGUCUGGUUCAGGAGAACCCAGACGCUGUCAAGGAGAACAAGAGAGCCAGCUGGUACUCCCCAUUCACCUGGGGAGCCAAGAAGGACGAGCAGCAGGUACCAUCAGGCAACCCAAUCCCUGAGUAG
Messenger RNA from Fusarium sp. VM40, 1881 nucleotides. The record is from the annotation of a GenBank genome assembly. NCBI's taxonomy places the organism in Eukaryota, Fungi, Ascomycota, Sordariomycetes, Hypocreales, Nectriaceae.